This is a messenger RNA of Eutrema salsugineum, 685 nucleotides long. RefSeq names its product metallothiol transferase FosB. The record is from RefSeq and is a predicted model, not a curated record. The coding region runs from base 12 to 563 and encodes 183 amino acids. Lineage: Eukaryota; Viridiplantae; Streptophyta; Magnoliopsida; Brassicales; Brassicaceae. The transcript has a single exon.
CUCAUAACCUAAUGGAGAAGAAGAAGAAAGGAGAUGAAUCAAGGCCACCAUUAAUGGCCUUAAACCAUGUCUCAAGGCUAUGCAAAGACGUUAACAAGUCUCUAGAGUUCUAUACCAAAGUGUUGGGGUUCGUGGAGACAGAGCGACCCGCGUCGCUUGAUUUCAAUGGUGCUUGGCUUUUCAACUACGGUGUUGGGAUCCAUUUGGUGCAAGCUAAAGACGAAGACAAGUUACCUUCAAACACAGACCAUUUGGACCCGAUGGAUAACCACAUCUCGUUCCAGUGUGAAGACAUGGAAGCUUUGGAGAAAAGACUCAAGGAAGUGAACGUCAAGUACAUCAAGAGGACGGUCGGUGACGAGAAAGAUGCAGCUAUUGACCAGCUCUUCUUUAAUGACCCUGAUGGAUUCAUGGUCGAGAUUUGCAACUGCGAGAAUCUCGAGCUUGUCCCUCGUGAUUCCGCUGAUGCUAUCUAUCUCCCUGGAGAUCGACACGCGCCUCCUGUUGCUAUCCCUGGGUCAUCUAACCAUGCGGAUACUAGGCUGCCCCAGACCAAUUCUUAGUACUUAGUUUAGACUCUUGUUUUUUUCGUUUGUUCUUGUAUUUGUGCUUAAGCUACUACUCUAUUUGUUUGUGCUACAAACUCCCAUCAAACCGUGACUGUUUGGAAACGAUGUGUGAGCUA